Molecule: messenger RNA, 2007 nt
Organism: Pseudomyrmex gracilis
Lineage: Eukaryota; Metazoa; Arthropoda; Insecta; Hymenoptera; Formicidae
Product: sentrin-specific protease 1-like
Exons: 3
Coding region: 594-1934 (446 amino acids)
Biological process (GO): protein desumoylation
Cellular component (GO): nucleus
Molecular function (GO): deSUMOylase activity
Source: RefSeq, a predicted model, not a curated record
UCCAAUAGCCAUACACGCACCAAACUAUCUGCAUAAAAUGUGGUACGAACCACUCGAUUUGACAAAAAUGAAAAUUUGCUGUUAUUUUUCCAGAGCGUCUAAUUGUUUUUUAUUAUUUUUUUUUUUUAAUUCAACAACCGGACCUUCAGAGCUCGAGUUAACUGAAAUCGAUACAGAGGACGCUUGAAUCGUUUUGGAGAAAUUCGCGGGAAUGGUCAUUCCCGUAUUUUUUUAUAUUGAUUUGUGUACGAGCCGCUCGGAGUAAACUUAACCUUAUUGUCAGUGCGCGUACAUUUACUGUUAGUGAGAUCCUGUUUCCGUCGAAUAAUAAUUACUCACAAUUGGCGAUGCCAUAACGGAAUGAUACUUUUCUAAUUGUAAAUCUUUCAGAUCUAAUGUUGCUUGAAUUUUAGGAUUCUGCAGUGAAAAAUUUGGUACAAGCGUGCACGUAAUGUCAUUAUUAUUUAUAGACAUGUAUUAUUUAUAGACAUUUUAUAUGUGUUUGAUACAAGAUGCGGUUGUUUUACUAAAAAAAUGCAAAUGUGAUUAAGUAUUUUGAAACUAUUGGAUGGACAAACAUAUGUGUGUCAAAAAUGACAAUGAUAUUCGAUUUUCUGAAGAAGCUCCUUGGAUGGGUGGAUGAAGGAUCUAAAAAACGUAAACUUGAAACAGACACCUACAGCUCCGAUGAGGAAGAAUACAGGACCCCAAAGAAAUUCAAAAGCAACUACAAUACUUGUUGGCAGUCUAACAAGAUAAUUACACUUAACAAUGUACCUAAUGCCAGACAAAUGGCGAAAUCUACGUUAGAUAAAAGUAGCACAUCCAGGAAAUCUAUGUUGGAUGGUAGCAGUGCGUCAAGAAAAUCCACGAUGACUUUCAACGCAUCAAGACCCAUUUCGUCAGUUGUUAGUGACAGAACAAGAUUCUUAAUGAAUGUCACCAUGCCAGUACCAUCUGCAGAUAAUAGCAAACCGAAAACAAAAUUGCCUAUUCCAGUUGUUCCGACAAAUUCUUUGCGCGACAAGCUAUCGGCUAGAGCUGUCAUGAAACCAGACUUUAUAUCGCAGGUCGCCAAGAGAUACGACCAGCGGAUUGAGCAGCGGCACAAAGAAGCCGAAGAAUUGAAGAAGCUCACAUCUGUUCUGUCAAAGCACAACAGAAUUGUGCGAGAGAAUGCUCUGGGAGAACAGCUGGCGCGUUCUAUGAAACUGUGCCUGACCAUUGUAGAUGACAGGGAAGAGCCAGAAGAACCAGCUUUACCAAAAUUGACCAAUGACAUGGUACAGGAGAUAAGAAGCGCCCUCGUACCUUCUCCACCUAACGAGAUACUUGCGGAAGGUUUUGGUCUCCGAAUCACACGAAAGGACCUUCACACAUUGUCUGGUUUAAAUUGGCUGAACGACGAAGUCAUAAACUUUUACAUGAAUCUGUUAAUCGCCAGAGGUGCCGGUUCGGACAAAUAUCCAAAAGUACACGCGAUGAACACAUUCUUUUACCCUAAAUUGCUCUCGGGCGGUCACUCGUCUCUGAAACGAUGGACGAGAAAAGUUGAUAUAUUCGCGCAGGAUCUCGUCGUCAUACCCGUACAUCUCGACAUACACUGGUGCAUGUCGAUAGUAGACUUCCGUGAUAAAACGAUCACUUAUUACGACAGCAUGGGUGGCAACAAUUCCAAGUGUCUGGCCGCGUUGAAGACUUACCUGCAGGACGAAAGUCUAGACAAGAAGAAACAACCGUACGACAUGAGCAACUGGACGCUGCAGUGCGCCAAGAACAUUCCACAGCAGAUGAAUGGGAGCGACUGCGGUGUGUUCUCCUGCAUGUUCGCCGAGUACGUAUGUGCGAACAAGAAGUUGUCAUUCACACAGGAAGACAUGCCGUAUUUUAGAAACAAAAUGGUUUACGAAAUACUGAAGAGUAAACUCUUGUAAAAAGGAAAAAACAAAAAACAGAAAACGAAAAAACCACAACAUCACUGAAAAAAAAACAAGUGAUCGUAUAGAA